Molecule: messenger RNA, 2206 nt
Organism: Syngnathus typhle (broad-nosed pipefish)
Lineage: Eukaryota; Metazoa; Chordata; Actinopteri; Syngnathiformes; Syngnathidae
Gene: calml4a
Product: calmodulin-like 4a
Exons: 5
Coding region: 1253-1714 (153 amino acids)
Cellular component (GO): myosin II complex
Molecular function (GO): calcium ion binding
Source: RefSeq, a predicted model, not a curated record
CUACUUUUUUUUUAAUCCAGCGUUUAAACAAUACCUCUAUUUGUAUAUUGCUGGUCUCAGGCCAAAACAACCCGUGCCCAAAUUUGGUGAAUUUAAUAUAUUUUCAUAAAUCUGUGUCAGUUCACAUGUGCGUGCGCUAUCUUCACAAAUAUUUGAUCAGUUUUAAGUGUUGAAUAUGGCUUGCUCACUUAAACAGUGUCAUGCACAAUGCAAAAAUAAACAAGCAAACGAAAAAUUUGGAGGCACUGUCCGACACCAGCGGUAUGUACUGUAGACUACAGGUUAAAAUGUACCCUUCGACUUUUUCACAUUAUAAUCACAAACAUUUUUUGUUGUUGUUGACAUUUGAUUUGAUAGACUAAAACAGAAUUGCAUACAAGUGAAAAAUGGAAAGAAAAUGAUACACGGUUUUCAAAAUAUUGUGAUAAAUAUCUGAAAAGUGCAGCUUGCAUUGAAAUCAGGCCCAUGCACUCUGAUAAAACCUCAAUUUCACUGACAUGCCUUCCUAUGAGAAAUUGCCAUUUCAAUGUACCACUGUCCAAGACAGUUUGAUUGCAUUCAACUUUGUAGCUUCCACUGAAGCUACAAACUUCCCAGGAUGGAUGUACAGUAUCCGUUGCGGGGGCGGUAAGUGGAAAUUUCAGGACAAUUCCCCGAAUGGCUGCUCCAUUUCAGACCGACACGGCCCAGCAUUUGUUUUAUAUAGUUUUCUAAUUAAAUUGGCCCUCAUUCCUAUCUAGUGUCCAAUAUACAGCCAAAAAGAAACAUGUUAGAACAAGCUUCAACCAAAUGUGCAAAGCUAACAGAUCUUUUCCGAGGAGGAAAUUCGAAGUUGCUCCUGAUCCCGAAUGGUAAAAUCACUGGUAAAAUUUCUAAAUAAGUCCUUAUUGAUUGGACUUAUGUUGAUGAUUCAUUGUUUUUGCCCACCAUCAGAAAAUGAUUGUCUCUGUGAUCUGACUUAUAAGUAGGUAAUAUUGCACUUUAAGCACUUGAUUGUCUUUGCAUUGUCUAUUUUUAUUUUAACUUAAUUCUACAUAAAAUCAAUAGUUUGUUGUUAUGUUGUAACUGUUGCUCGUGUUGCUUGCUUGGAAACAAUAGAGUUAAACUGUGCUGCACCUUGGAUCUGGUAUCUGCGUUUCCACAGCAACACAUAUUAAAUUACACAUAGGCUUGGUGCUGGACUUUAAACAGGUGGAGGGAGAGACUUCAUAAAAUCAAUUCCGUCUUCUGGGAAUCCACUUAAAUACUUGAAAUGGCAAAAUUCUUUACACCAGCUCAAAUCAACGAGUUCAAGGAGUGCUUCUCCUUGUAUGACAAGAAACAAAAGGGAAGGAUUGACGUCAAGGACCUGAUCACAGUUAUGCGCUGCCUUGGGACAAGCCCCACACUUGGUGAAAUUGAAAGACAUCUUCAAGUUCAUAAAAUUGAAAAGUCAGGGAGCUUGGACUUCUCUACAUUCCUGACCAUGAUGCACCGGCAGAUACAACAAGAAGACCCGAAGGCAGAAAUUCUUGAAGCCUUUAGGAUGACAGACAAACAAAAGAAAGGAUACAUUCAAGCCUCGGAACUGAGAGCCAAACUCACCAUGUUGGGAGAGAAACUUACUGUUAAAGAAGUGGAAGAGCUGUUCAAAGAAGCAAACAUCAAGCCAAGUGGAGUUGUUAACUAUGAAGAGUUCACCGAAAUGGUGACUCUACCACCUGUUGAUUAUUGAGUUGGGGCAUUGUAAGAAAUAAACAAGCAGACACUGCUCCGUGUGGCUUUAAUUUGAAUUCUUUCAUUAAGUUUGUGUCUUUUGGGUUAAAGGUAUCUAAUUCAGUACAACUUGUUCUUUAUAGUUAAAGUUUAAAUGGCUGUUUGAAAUGGACUUAUUGUAUCAUUUUUAUUAUUGGUUUUGAUUUAAUAUACACCUGAAUCUCAAUUUUAAACAGACUUUGGGGUCCAGAAUUUGGGAAUCGCGUUAACCCCGAAAGUGUGUUGCAUGCAAAGGCAUGUUUUUAGGCGGCCAAUGGGGUUCUUUGUUGCGUUAAUUUAUGUCAGACAUGUUGUUGGGGAGCUGAUAGAAUCGUUUGCCGUCCGUCACUUUGAGUUGACAUUUUAAUAAGAGAGAAGUAAUACGCAGGUGACAAUAUCAGGCGGAUUUAGUAAGUCAUCUUGAUGCUAUGUGAAUUGGAUGGAAGAGAGAAUAAAGCAGCCACUUAUUCUA